This is a messenger RNA of Trichosporon asahii var. asahii CBS 2479, 180 nucleotides long. RefSeq lists its product as uncharacterized. Lineage: Eukaryota; Fungi; Basidiomycota; Tremellomycetes; Trichosporonales; Trichosporonaceae. The transcript has a single exon. The record is from RefSeq and is a predicted model, not a curated record. Bases 1 to 180 code for a protein of 59 amino acids.
AUGGUACGCCAGGUCGGUAUCGGAGAAGUAUACCUCCGCAUCAUGCACGAAGCCUCCCAAGGCGGCGGCAGUGCCGAGCCAGCGAUGCCCGAUCUCCCCGACAUACCGGAGACACCUGUGGAGGAGAAGCCCAAGCCCGAGCAACCACAGGCCAAGGAGACUAGGAAGACCGAGGCGUGA